This is a messenger RNA of Temnothorax curvispinosus, 1373 nucleotides long. Its product is annotated as odorant receptor 4-like. The transcript has 9 exons. Gene Ontology annotation, cellular component: plasma membrane. Lineage: Eukaryota; Metazoa; Arthropoda; Insecta; Hymenoptera; Formicidae. Gene Ontology annotation, biological process: sensory perception of smell; detection of chemical stimulus involved in sensory perception of smell. Gene Ontology annotation, molecular function: odorant binding; olfactory receptor activity. Bases 139 to 1332 code for a protein of 397 amino acids. The record is from RefSeq and is a predicted model, not a curated record.
UUCGCUUUUGUAAUAGUAGCAGCAGGAGGUAAGAGACAGAAUGAGUGAUAUCGAACAGUUCUACCGAAUUUUUUAUUAGACUGAAAAUUGUUAGAGGCGAUAUUGGAGCAGUGCAGUAGUCAAAACCGAGUGUUGAAGAUGGAUACAUCUAAGGAUAUCUUUCAGUCUCGAUUAUAUAAACUCAAUCGUACGCUACUUUCGUUGCUGGGGCAAUGGCCCUUUCAAAAGAACAAAGACAGGCGGGUUAUCUUUGUGACGGUGUCGGUUAUCGGUCUAACACAAGUCAUCGCGCAGGUACUCGCUUUAGUGACAUUACGCGGCGAUCUUGAUGCUACCAUCGAAUGUAUACCACCACUUAUAAUAGAUGGUGUGUGCAUCGUUAAGCUGACGAACCUGGUGUGCAAUAUAGAAAAGAUCAAGAUACUUCUUAUACACAUGCAAAGGGAUUGGCAAUCGUGGACCAUCCAAAGCGAAUUUGAAAUUUUGCAUAGGUUUGCGGAGAGUGGAAGAAGCAUUACUAUCGGCUAUGCUAGUGGUAUGUAUGCAUUUGGCAGCCUUUUUCCUUUUCUCGCGAUAAUUCCGAAAAUAAUCGGCAAAAAUGUAACAUCCGACUAUCCAACGCGGCCAGUGGGAUUUCCAUAUCACGUGGAAUAUUAUAUAGAUCUCGAAAAGUACUACUAUCCCGUGUUGAUUCAUAAUUACUUAACUACUGCUAUUCGUCUUAAUACCAUAGUCGCGUCUGACACCUACGUGACUAUUCUGGUACAACAUUGUUGCGCACUAUUUUCAAUCGUCAGAUAUCGGCUAGAGUGUAUAAGAAAAACCAUCGAGCAAGAUAAGGAGCUCGCUUCGCUCGAGGAAGAUAAUAAAUUUUACAAAAAUUUCGUAUAUUGUAUACAAAAACAUAGAGAUGCUCUACGAUUUGCGAGGUGCUUAGAGACUGUCUACACAAAUGCGUUUUUCGUGGAAGUUGGCUUAAUUAUAUUGGCUAUGAGUAUGUCGGCUCUACAGGCAACUAAUGGCACCCUCACUCCACAUCUUGCAAUUCGGCAUUCCGCGUAUAUUAUCGCUCAAUUAUUGCAUUUAUACAUGGCCUGUUGGUUCGGGCAACAAGUAAUCGAUCACAGCGAUCACGUUUAUACAUCGACUUACCGAGGUGAAUGGUAUGAAGCAUCACCCAAAUCCAGGAAGCUCUUGAACAUGAUAAUGCUGAGAAGCACUUCACCUUGUACGUUGACCGUUGGAAAAAUCAUGAUUCUUUCUCUUCCCAGUUUCAGCGCAGUCGUACGUGCAUCUGUUUCGUAUUUCACAGUCUUACGAUCUGUACGGUAAUACAGAAUUUUCAAACUUUCUCUUCUAAAAAAUGUAAAAUU